Messenger RNA from Canis lupus familiaris (dog), 421 nucleotides. It is a transcript of the gene MT4, whose product is annotated as metallothionein 4. Gene Ontology annotation, molecular function: metal ion binding. The record is from RefSeq and is marked provisional. Lineage: Eukaryota; Metazoa; Chordata; Mammalia; Carnivora; Canidae.
CCAGCUGUGACAGCAUUGGAGCUUCUUGGACACCUGGACCAUGGACCCCGGGGAAUGCACCUGCAUGUCUGGAGGAAUCUGUAUCUGUGGAGACAAUUGCAAAUGUACAACCUGCAACUGUAAAACAUGUCGAAAAAGCUGCUGUCCUUGCUGCCCCCCCGGCUGUGCCAAGUGUGCCCAGGGCUGCAUCUGCAAAGGAGGCUCGGACAAGUGCAGCUGCUGUGCCUGAACCGCAUCCGUGGUGCUGGGGCUGGCGGGGGCGGGGGUUGUGGAUGCCACAGCCCCGGAAAUGUCUGUACAGUGCAUUAGUUGAGAAACUGAAAUUAUUGUACCAUAGGUUAUGCUUUUUAUAUAUUUGCUCAGAGGUGGUGGUGGUGACACUCAUGUAAAGUGCCUGAAAAAUAAAGUCUUCACUUGUGGU